Molecule: messenger RNA, 732 nt
Organism: Diaporthe batatas
Lineage: Eukaryota; Fungi; Ascomycota; Sordariomycetes; Diaporthales; Diaporthaceae
Exons: 2
Coding region: 1-732 (243 amino acids)
Source: RefSeq, a predicted model, not a curated record
AUGCGUACUCAAGCUCUUCGGUUCAUCCUGCUCCUCGGCGGUCUGGCCACUGCUCAGGCUCAAGACCCAGCUGCGCCGCCUCCGGACCCGGCUGCACCGGCGACUACGCCCGCUCCUGUUCCAGUUGGAGCCGACGGCAGCGCUUUGCCUCCGUCCGACAAUCUCUGUCUCUUGCAUAAAGAGCUUUGUAAGGAGCCGCCAAAGGAACCGCCAAAGGAACCCAAGCCUCCAAAGGAUAAGACAUCCAUUACAACAGAGACGAUCAUCUCUAUCGAGACAACCGAGGGCCAGACGCGCACUGUCACCAUUGGACAAACAGUCACGGUCAGCUUCACCGAAAAGGAGCCCCCAAAGCCGACGCCCCCACCACCACCACCGCCCCCGCCGCCCCCGCCGAAGACGGUUACCGAGCCCGGGAAAGAGACAACCAAGACUGUCACGGAGUCCAAGCCAGGGGAAACUCAGACCAUAGUCCAGCCACCUCCGCCGCCGCCGAAGGAACCGUCAAAGGAACCACCCAAGACCCCCACCCAGACAGAGCCUCCGCUGAUCCCGACCAACAAGCCCUCGGAGACCCAGCGGACGAGCCGGGCAAGUCAGACCGGGCCGGGGCCAAGUGGCCGGCCGACGACGACGAGGCCGGUUGUGACGGUAGGCGAGGCUGCGCAUCCAACUGGGGCUGUGGUCAUUGGGGCGUUGCUGGGUGGUGCUGCUGCGAUAUUGAACAUUUAG